Messenger RNA from Octopus bimaculoides (California two-spot octopus), 6634 nucleotides. RefSeq names its product vacuolar protein sorting-associated protein 11 homolog. Gene Ontology annotation, molecular function: protein binding; protein-macromolecule adaptor activity. Gene Ontology annotation, cellular component: HOPS complex; endosome. NCBI's taxonomy places the organism in Eukaryota, Metazoa, Mollusca, Cephalopoda, Octopoda, Octopodidae. The record is from RefSeq and is a predicted model, not a curated record. Gene Ontology annotation, biological process: vesicle-mediated transport; organelle fusion; intracellular protein transport.
AGAAACAGAAUGAAAGAUUAAUCGAAUAACAGAAUACUAAAAAUACGAAGGUAGCGUUACAAGAUGGCUUCCUUCUUGCAGUGGCGGCGAUUUAAUUUCUUUGAAAAAGAAAGCACUUACUACCCAGAUACCAAUGAAAUAUUUGACAAAUUAAAGGAUAUUAAUAUAUCUGCUUGUGCCAGUGGUCGAGGACAAAUCAUAAUUGGUGACCACAAUGGAUUCCUGCAUUUUAUCAACCGUAAAAUGGAAAUCACUGAAUUUGAAGCUUACAAGAUCCGUGUGUCACACUUGUUUCAGAUGAAGCAACACAAUCUUUUAAUUUCCAUUGGAGAAGAUGAACAAGGGGUCAAUCCUCUUAUUAAAGUAUGGAAUCUCGAUAAAAUGGAUCGAGGUAUUCCAUUAUGUACAAGAAUUGCUCGAGCUAUUCCUGGAAAUAAACCUUCACAUGUAACCUGUUUGACAGUCCAUGAAAACCUCAACUGGAUGGCCAUUGGAUUUGAAUGUGGCAGUGUGGUUCUUUAUAAAGGAGAUGUCACACGUGAUCGGCACAGCAAGUUUCGUGUUGUUUAUGAAAACCAACGACCAAUCACAGGACUAGGUUUUCGUAUAUCAGGAAAGAACAUAAUUUUGUUUGUGGUCACUGAAACCAGUGUCGUAUCCAUAAGCAUCACCAGUAAGGAUCAGAGGAUAAUUCUUGACCAAUUUGGCUGUAAAGCUCGGUGUUCUGUUAUGAGUGGUGUGACACAGGACAAUCAGCUUGUGCUUGGAAGAUCCGAUGUUGUGUAUUUCUAUCAACCUGAUGGCCGAGGUCCUUGUCUUGCACUGGAAGGAGAAAAACUGAUGCUUGUUUGGUUCCGAGGAUAUUUAAUCACAGUUCGACGUGAGAAACGUUCUUUGCCACCAAUGAGUAACGAUGGUCUUGAGAUGAAUAUUGUAACCAUUUAUGACAUCCAAAAUAAAUUCAUAGCUUUCGUUGGACCUUUCCCUGAAAUUAUUGAUAUUGUCUAUGAAUGGGGUUCAAUAUUCAUUUUAGCUGGGGACAAAAGGUUUUAUCAACUGAUUGAGAAAGAUACACAAACUAAAUUAGAUAUUUUAUUUCGUAAGAACCUUUACAAUAUAGCUAUCAAUCUAGCAAAAAGCCAACAUUAUGACCAAGGUGGAUUGAUAGAUAUCUUCACACAGUAUGGAGAUCAUUUAUACAGUAAAGGAGACCACGAUGGAGCUAUUGAGCAAUAUAUUAAAACUAUUGGUAAACUGGAAGCUUCAUAUGUAAUAAGAAAGUUUUUGGAUGCUCAAAGAAUCCACAAUCUUACUCGAUAUCUCCAAGCCUUACACAAACAGACUCUGGCCACUGAAGAACACACUACACUUCUAUUAAACUGCUACACUCGAUUAAAAGAUGUGUCAGAACUUGAUAAAUUCAUUAAGACAAAAGACAGGGAAGUUGACUUUGAUGUUGAAACUGCCAUCAAAGUGUGUCGACAGGCUGGUUAUUAUGAACAUGCCUUAUUUCUGGCUGAUAAAUACAACAUCCACAAAUGGUACCUGAAAAUCCAAUUGGAAGAUAUCAAAGAUUUCAAGAAAGCACUGGAGUACAUUGGCAAACUUAGCUUUGCAGAGCCAUUAAUUGACCAAAAUGUUUUGGAUGGUGGUAUCCCAAAGAUCCAGAAAGCACCUGCUGAAGAAUUCAUUCAUAUCUUUGUAAGCAGUUCUGCUCGUCUAACUGAGUUUUUAGAACACAUGAUCAAAGUGCAACCCAACUCAAGCAGUCUGUUGUACAACACCCUUUUGGAACUCUACCUCCAAAAUACUGGACAUGAAACAGAACCUGUGGCCAAGUCAAAAACGAGCAAAGAAGAUAAAGAGAGAAAAACUCUUGAAUUACUUCAAGGAUCAAAGGCUGGCUAUGAUAUCAACCAAGCCCUUGUUCUCUGUCAGAUGCACAACUUCACUGCUGGUAUACUCUACCUUUACGAAAAGGCAGAGCUUUAUGAACAAAUCCUACGCUAUCACAUGGACCAUGAUGAAUAUGGACAGGUUAUUAACACAUGUAAACGGUUUGGAAUUCAAGAACCAAAUCUCUGGGUUCAGUCCUUGUCGUAUUUUGCAAUGAAAGAAGACAACUGUAAAACUUACCUUAUGGAAGUUCUUUCUCAUAUCGACAAGAAGAACCUGUUACCUCCGUUGCUUGUCAUCCAGACACUGGCCAACAACUCUGCUGCUACACUGUCAGUUGUAAAGGACUAUAUUGUCAAGCGUCUGCAGCAAGAAAAUGAUCAGAUAAUUGAAGACGAACGACUUAUCCAACAAUAUAGGGAAGACACUCUGAAGAAGAAAAACCAAAUUGAAGAAUUAAAGACUUCCGCAAAGAUCUUCCAAGCUCCUAAAUGCAGUAUUUGUAACCAUCCUUUGGAAAUCCCAUCGGUACAUUUUCUGUGUGAACCUCACUCUUACCAUCAACAUUGCUUUGAAUGUUAUGGUGAAAAUGAAUGCCCUGUUUGUAUGCAAGAAAACAGGAAAGUGAUGGAAGUGAUCCGAGCCCAAGAACAAAACAAGGAUAUCCAUGAACAUUUCCACAAUGAGCUUGACCGUGUCCAGGAUGGAUUCUCUUUGAUUGCUGAUUACUUUGGACGUGGUAUUUUUAGUAAGAAAUCUCCAACGAGAGAAUAUAUUCAGCCUUGAAAGAUAUCAAUCAACCCAGUAUGAAUUCUGAACAUUUUACUGUCACCUGUCCUCUCUGGUGCUCUGGCCUUGAAACAGUAUUUUAAGAUGACACUUUGUUUGAUGUCAUAUACCAGAUUGACAUACGUACCAUAUAUCUAUACAGUUAUGUGAUAAACAGCUUCCACCACCACCACCAUGACCCUAUUUGAGGCAAAGAUAAUGGUGCCACUGAGAAUUUCCUCCCCCUACUCCAACACUCUCUCUCGGCAGUACAGGGUUCUUUAUAUUAAUUCUUGCAAGUCUCAAAAGCUAGCUAUUAGCAUAUCAAUCUCUGUGAUCCCUAAAUUGGAAAUGAAUAAGGAAUAUUUCUUGACAUUCCUUAUUCAUUUCCAUUGCAUCUUACAUUCCCUGGUUGCACUUCAUGAGACCACAAGACCACUUCAUUAAUUCUCAAUUUCUGUCAAAUUAAGGCCACCAAUGUAUUGUAUUUAUUCGUUUUUCUUUUUCUUGUUACCAAUUAUUGUUUUCAAACUUUUUGCUAAAUUUAACGAUAUUUUAAGUUUUAUGCAUCUGCAAUUAAGUUUUUUUUUUUUUGUUUUUGGAAAAGUCUUAUGGUUUAAAUCAGUGGUUCUCAACCAGGACCCACAUGGCCCCUGAGGGUCCACAUAACAAAAUAGUAAAUCAGGGAUCCUCAAUAAUAUUCUAAGAGCCCCUACAAAAAUGUUGCUUUAGAUGUUUAUAUGUAUUGCAAGAAACAGCCAAGUUUCUUUCUCUAACAUUUUGACAGUUCAACCUACACAAGUGAAAGUGUGAAACAAAAUUGCAAUUUUCAAAGAAGUUUCUAUAAAACUAGUUUUUAAACAUCGAAUGGCUAUGAGGGUCCACCAGAAUAAAAUAAUCAAAGGGGUCCAUAGAUAAAAUAUGAUUGAGAACCCCUGGUUUACAUAGUUAAUCAUUUAACAUACACAUAUACACUAUUAGUAAACAAUAUAUCAAAUAAUGGGAAACACAAUAGGUCUGUACAUUGUAAUCAAUCCAACAAAAAUUUGGAGCUUGUGUUUUAUAAAUGAUGUAGAAAUAACAAUUGUCAAUACUUUCACAUUUUUUUAAAUGUAUUUCUAAAAAAAUGGUGUAUCAUAAUUUAAAACAUCUGGUAAUUAAUAGAAGGCACAAUGUAUGUAACAUUAAUCUGAAUGUAAAUAGUAAAUAACAAUCAAUGAAGAUAAUUUAUGACUAUAACAUAGUGUUAAUACUGAAACAAUACUUACUAAACAUUAUGAUUAAUCUAACCAUAUUUAUUGAUAACAAAUCUAUCAUGUGGAUGAUUAUCAGUAAAUUGAGUUUAUUGAUAUUGUGACAUAGAAAUAAUAAAGUAUACUAAGGGCAUAUGUAUAUAUAUAUAUGUGUGUGUGUGUGUGUGUUUUGGAAAGAAUAGAAUAUAAAAACUUUCACUCUGAUAUUAAUAACUAUGGAAGCCUAGUGGGAAUAUUAUCUGCAUGGACUUCAAGGGCUAGGUUGCUAUUUAGUUAGAUAAUUUAGGAGUUAGUUAUAGGUUUACUUAUUGAAUUAAUUUACCAAUACUAUUUUUUGUACAUAGGGAAAAUGGGUUUGUUUGUUGUAAUUUAAUUAAUGUUAGUGUGUAUUCCUUCCUAGAAUUAAGAUUGAAUGAAUGUGGUUAUAUCUGAGGUCUGUUUGUUCCCAAACAACACUUAUUUUAGUACUCUUGACACCACUGGAUUGAAUAAUACUGCCCUGGUGUCAAAACCAUAGUGAUAUUUGUGGAGCAGCUGAUGAUGGAGGUAUGUUGGAUUGUUGGUAUGGCUGUUAUUGUAUGUGCAGAAUAGUUUUAUAAGAUAUAUAUAUAUAUAUAUAUUUCACUUUUAGUGUGUGCAUAACAAACCAGUUGUGAAUAUUUCUAUAUAAGGAUAUGAGCAGAGAAAUUAGUAUAUAUAUGCAAGACUUGCACUAAAAAAAUAAUCCCAACUUGUUUUUCAAUAUGCCUAGAAUCGUUAGCACUCUGGGCAAAAUGCUUAGCAGCAUUUCAUCUGUCUAUACAUUCUGAGUUCAAAUUCCGUCGAGAUCGACUUUGCCUUUCAUCCUUUCAGGGUCAAUAAAAUAAAAUAAGUAGCAGCUGACCACUGGGAUUGAUGUAAUCAACCUACCCACUGCCUAAGGUGUCAAGCUGGCAGAAUCAUUAGCACACCUGGGAAAAUACUUAGUGUCAUUUGUUCUCGCUUUAUAUUCUGAGUUCAAAUUCCACCGAAGUCAACUUUGCUUUCAUCCUUUCAGGGUCAAUAAAGUACCAGUCGAGCACUGGAGUUAGUGUAAUUGACUAGUCCCCUACCCCAAAUUUCUGGCCUUGUGCCUUUAGUAGAAAAGAUUACUAUUAUGAUACAAAAUUCAUUCAUAGUUUAGGUGGUGUAUGUAAAGAAUAUUUAUAAUUAAUACUCAGCAUUGAUGAAGAUAGUUGCAGUGCCACUGCCACUUUCACCAUGAUGUAUAUGAUGCAGUAUAUAUACAUACACUGCACAUACUAGAAGAUAUGAUGAAUGCUGACAUACUGUGAUUAAGUAUUAUGAUAAAUGUUCACUUGAACAUAUUCUGAAAAUAUAUGUAUAAAUUAUGUUUUGUUUUUUAGUGUGUGAGUGUGUAUAUAUAUAUAUAUAACAUAAACCAGAAGGCAUGUAAAUAAUUCUAUUCGAAAAUAUAUGUAAAUAAUUAGGAUAUAUAAUAAGUGUUGCUGUAAAAUAAACCCAGCAUUAUUUUUGAACAGGAUUAAAUAUAUGUAUAUGUGUGUGUGUCUUGUUAUGCAGAAUUGAUUCAUAGCUCUACUGUGUAUGUAAAGAAUAUAAUUAAUGUCCAACAUAGUGUUGACAAUUGUGCAUAUAUCAUACACACUAUACACAACCAUACAAUGACUGCUGGGACAUCUUGAUUAAAAUUGUAAUAAACUAGUUUAGUUUCAAGAUACUUCUCACGGGCAUUCUAGGAAUAGUGAUAUUCCUAGGAAUAGUGAGAUCAGCAAUUAGUGAGCAUGAACAGUACAAAAAGUGAAUACAUUACCUCCCAUAAUUCUAUUAACUGGAAUUUUUUUAUGAAACUUUGAUUUCUAGCAUAAAACAGCCUUAGAAACACGCUUGAAUGAUCAAAAUAACUUUUCAAAAUAACAUUUUAAAUAGAAAUAAGCAAGAUAUUGGGUGAAAAAUUAGCAACCCUCAUUUGAAUGUCAGAGAAAUAUACCUAGUAGAUAUAGCAAAAAGGUUAGAUAUGUGUAAAUAUUGACAGAUAAUUACGAAAUUUGUAAUUUUUAAGUGAUCUUAUAUGAGAUCACUGGUAGGUAAUGGGUUAACGGAUGCCAGGUCCUUCAACUUCAAAUUCUCUCACCCAGUUGAUCUAGCUGGGAUUGAUCGAGUCACAGAUUGAAUCCCAGCAGCAUCAUGCCACAAUUCUGCCCUUUUUUUUUUUUUUUUAUCCAUAGCCAUCUUGUGUAGUAUUCUUUGCAGCUUCUGUAAUGAAUGCAUGCCUUGCUCCCCCUCUUUCCUGUUCCAGUAACAAGAAGACCAAUCAGAACUUUGCAAACCAACUUCAAAUCGAUCACAGCAUAUACUCCAGCCUUGGCUUCUGCACUGCUCUGCCAAUUCCCACUAUUUGGCAAGCUUUCUCUUGUGAGCCUCCUUUAUGCGUUCUUCCCAAAGCACAAGUCAGCUUGUCACAGGAUCGCCUGCUUUAGUGAAAUCCGAAAAGAUGACUAUGUCUAGGCAGAGUGUCGUUAGUAUGAUGUGCUCUGGGAACUUUAUGUAUGUGUGUGUAUGUAUUUAUUCGCUGUAAAGCUACAUAAGUGGCUCGGUGGCCUAGAGUUUUUUUGUGGGGUGUUUUUUUUUUUUUGCAUGACUCUUAAAGUGUUUAAUCUUGUCACUUGAGAGCAUUGUGGCUGAUAAAUAAAGAAAUAUAUAUACUUUUGUGAAUUGAA